AUGGCACUCGAACGAUAUUUCACAUCGCCGCAUCUGGAUUUCUUCCUCAUGCUUUCAUCCGCGGUUGUUGUUACCGGCGCCAGAGGGCAAGCCAACUACAACGCCGGCAAUGCUGUCCAGGACGCCUUGGCCCACACUCGCGCUCCGGGCUUCAUGUCUUUGAAUAUUGGCUGGAUCGAAGAUGCGAUCCAUACUUCCAAAGACAAGACCAGACUGCAAGGAUUAUGGCGCACCGGCCUGAGACCCAUACUCCCACAUGAACUGGAGCGCUAUCUUGAUUACGCUCUCGGAGCAGCAUCCGACCGUUCUAACAUGCGCCAGGCCGCGAUUGGCUUCAAUGCAGAGUCACUCUCACACGCUUCAGCUAGAAAUGGCAACGUCCAUUCAGCGUUGUUUUGUCAUGUGAGAGGGUAUCCUGCGGCCGGCAGCAUCUCUUCAUCAGCUGCUGCGGUCAAGUCAUUUCAACAAAUUGUCGAGAGCGAAAAUCUGGACAGCGUGGUCGACUUUAUCAGCACAGCUAUUACUGGCCAUCUGACCAUUCUGUUGUCUGUGGAUGCCGCCCAAGUUGCACACGGGGGAUCCAUUCUCGAUCUCGGCCUGGAUUCCUUGGUUGCCAUUGAGCUCCGAAAUUGGAUCACUCGCGAGUUUGACGCUCCUUUGCAGUCUUCUGAAGUAAUGAAAGAUCAGAUUAUCCGCGCACUGGCUCAGAAGGUGGCCUCACGUUCUGCCAAGAUCCUACUGCGAUCGGGCACUGACACGGACCACACGAGUAUCACAACCCCCGGGUCAAGCGCGGUGGAAACUCCUACGGAAUUGCCCCGGCUCCCAUUGCCUCAGCUCCAGGACAUACUUCGACUGUUCGAGGAGUCCCGCGUCGCCAUCGAUACUGAACAAAAUCGACGAGAAACGUCAGACGCAGUCCAGGCAUUCCUGAAUGGACCAGGACCGGAAUUGUACCAUCUGGCUGAGACGGCGGGCCUUGACGACCUCGCUGACGCCUAUGAAGGCCAGGUAUACCUGAUGCGUCGCGAGCCAAUCCCGGAAACCGGACCAUUCACAUUUAUUCAUCCUGUAGAACUACCUAGCCACUCGCAAGCAAGGCGCGCUGCAAUCUUGACUGUGGCUGCACUUGACUUCGCUCGCCGUUUGGCUGAAGGAAAGGUUGCCCCAGACACGCUCCAUGGUGAGCCUCUUACCGUUGAAGGUCGCGAAUGGCCGUUUUAUGCCACACGGCGCCCUGGACUUGGUGUGGACAGCAUGGAACGUCACACACCUAACCACAUGGUUGCUGUGAUGCGGCGGGGCCACGUCUUCCAAUUGACUCUGCCUGACCAUGGCCAACCUCAAAGUCUUCCAGCAGUCCACCAAGCUUAUGACCACAUUUUGGAAUUGUCGGAGGACCCUUGCCCAUCCGUUUGUACUCUGACUGCAGACGGGCGCGACUCGUGGGCUCAGGUUCGUUCGAAUUUAGAGACUGACCCAGGAAAUGCCGCCGCCUUAGCUUGCAUCGACUCAGCAGCCUUCGUCACGUGUCUUGAUGACGAGAAACCCACCGACCCUGGACAGCGAUACACGCAAUUCCUACUCAACGGUGACCGCCAAGGCUCAUGCAUGCCCCGCCAUCUUCAGUUCAUCUGA
This is a messenger RNA of Diaporthe citri, 1638 nucleotides long. RefSeq lists its product as uncharacterized. The transcript has 2 exons. Gene Ontology annotation, cellular component: mitochondrion. Gene Ontology annotation, biological process: fatty acid beta-oxidation. NCBI's taxonomy places the organism in Eukaryota, Fungi, Ascomycota, Sordariomycetes, Diaporthales, Diaporthaceae. Gene Ontology annotation, molecular function: carnitine O-palmitoyltransferase activity; phosphopantetheine binding. The record is from RefSeq and is a predicted model, not a curated record. Bases 1 to 1638 code for a protein of 545 amino acids.